Messenger RNA from Mastomys coucha (southern multimammate mouse), 3485 nucleotides. It is a transcript of the gene Serpinb11, whose product is annotated as serpin family B member 11. Gene Ontology annotation, biological process: negative regulation of endopeptidase activity. Lineage: Eukaryota; Metazoa; Chordata; Mammalia; Rodentia; Muridae. Gene Ontology annotation, molecular function: serine-type endopeptidase inhibitor activity. The transcript is spliced from 8 exons. The record is from RefSeq and is a predicted model, not a curated record. Bases 127 to 1293 code for a protein of 388 amino acids.
ACAGCAGAAAGGGAGGAGCAAAAAGUGAAGGCUUACAUUUCCUUUGGAGGGACACAGCUCUAGUCUAACCUGCUAAACCGUUCCCAUCACCAUCAGAAAGCAGCAAAGGCAGUGUUCGGGGUGAGAAUGGAUCCCAUCACCACAGCAAAUACUGAAUUUUGCCUUGAUGUGUUCAAAGAGCUGAGCAGUAGCAAUGUGGGAGACAACAUCUUCUUUUCUCCGCUCACGAUGUUUUAUGCUCUAAGCAUGCUUCUCCUGGGGGCCAGGGAAAAGAGCGCUGAACAAAUGGAAAAGGUGCUCCACUAUGACAACUUUUCAGGAUUCUUACAAGCAAAGAUGAAAAAUUCUUCUGAGUGCAGCCAAGGUGGAAGGAUACAUCCUGAGUUCAGAGCCCUGAUAUCCCACAUUAACCAACAGAACUCCCUCAGCAUUGCUAACAGAAUCUACGGGACGAGGGCAAUAGAAUUCCACAAGGAGUACAUAAGAUGCAGUGAGAAACUGUUCCAAGCCAAGCUGCAAACCGUUGAUUUUGAACUAUCUGCAGAAGAGACAAGGAAAAGUAUUAAUGCUUGGGUUAAAAAUAAAACUAACGGAAAAAUCACAAACUUAUUUGGAAAGGGUACAAUUGACCCAUCCUCAGUCAUGAUCCUAGUGAGUGCCAUAUAUUUCAAGGGACAAUGGCAAAAUAAAUUCCAGAAGACAGAUACAGUGAAAGCCCCCUUUCACAUGGGUCUGGGUAAAAGUACAGUUGUGGACAUGAUGUAUCAGACUGGAACGUUUAAGCUGGCCUUCAUAAAGGAGCCACAGAUGCAAGUCCUUGAGCUUCCGUAUGCCAACAACAAACUAAGAAUGAUCAUCCUGCUUCCUGUAGGCACAGCCAGUGUGAGCCAGAUAGAAAAACAUCUGACUGUGAAGAUGCUUCAAGAGUGGACUAGCCCUUCUAACAUGGUGGAAAGAGUAGUGGAUGUUCACAUCCCUAAAUUCAGUCUUUCAGUAAAAUAUGACCUAAACACCCUAUUGAAAUCUCUGGGCAUGAGGGACAUCUUCAACGUGGCCAAAGCUGAUCUCUCUGGCAUGUCACCGGACAAGGGCCUAUAUUUAUCCAAGGUUGUUCACAAGUCAUAUGUGGAUGUCAACGAAGAAGGCACAGAGGCAGCUGCAGCCACCGGGGAAAGUAUUUCUGUGAAGCGACUCCCUGUCAUAGUUCAGUUCACAGCCAAUUGUCCUUUCCUGUUCUUUAUCUGGGAUGAGUCUUAUAAUAUUUUAUUUGCUGGCAAGUUUGCUUCUCCAUAGACAGAGGGCAUUGUGGGGACCUCAGAGAUAGCUAAGUACAGGGGCGAAGAGGGUGACCAUUUGCAUCUCAGCCUUUGUUCCUCUGCAGAGCAAGUCUACCAUCACCUCAGACUGAUCCUGUGAGCUUGUAAUCCUAAGACUCAUGCAGCAAUGUAAAAAGAUCCAUUUGUACCAGUGCCCUUCGGGAUUUCAUAUCUUAGAGACCUCAUUUGAGUACAGAGUGGCUUGAUUGAGUUAGCAGAGAAAUUUAUAAAGGGCUAGAUAUGUUUGGUUUUUCUCUGAGUGAGGAUGUGAAUGAGCGAUUAUUACAAAUCAGAUCAAGGGUUUCUACUUUAGCUCUAUUUUUCAGUAUAAAUUUCCUGCAUGCCUAUGGAUUUUGGCUCAAAAUUCUACAUGGAUCAUAAUAAAUAGACAUAAUGCUUUUAACUCUUUGAAGGUAAGAAUAAAUUGUAUCAGUUAAUUAACUGAAGGAAUGAGCUUUCUUAUUCAGGAAACAUUCCCUUCCCCCUUUUCUUACUUUUUCUAAAAACUUCUUUGAUAAUUUACAUGUUCAUAAUGUAUUUUGGUCUCUUUUCAUCCCUCUUCACUACUCUCUCUCUCAUUCCCCUCCCUCUUUCAUGGAAACCCUUCUUCUUCUUCCCAAUAAUUCCUCCUCCUACACUGAUUCUAGUCUGUGGCCUACUAAGUUUAAAUGGGGGUUGCUGGCAUUAUUAAGUAUGGAUGAGAGCUUUUUUGCUGAAGCAUGGGCCAGGAGACACACUUUAUAGUGUCCUUCCUCGUGCUCAAAUUCUUACCUUCUUUCUUCCCUGUCUUCCACAGUGCUUCCUGAUCCUUGGAAGGGUAUGAUGCAGAUGUCCUGUUUGGGGCUGAGCCCUCAUAACCACAUUGUCUCACUACUGCAAUUUUCUGGCUAAAUCUUUUAUUGGUCAAAAUAUAUAAUAUGUUCCUUCCUCUUUAAAAAUCAGCAAUUCAGUGAAUAUAAUUCUCAGAGAAACAAAAAAUAGAUAUCAGUUGGAUGUUUCUACUUAAAGAGAAUUUCUAUAUUUUUCAUCUAAGAUAACCCAGAGCAAUAACCAGAUGGCAGACGUCACAGUCCAAUGGUUCUGACAUGUACAAGAUUGGUAUAUGUUACAUGGCCUUUUCUGAGGAGACUGGAACAAACAUCUAUUCACUCCAGAUCAGGCACAGAUGACAGAACAAAGGGACAAUUCUAUCAAUGUCUAGCUUAGUUAACCAGUGGUUUUAUUAGGGUUACUUAGAGAAAUAUGAGUGGCAGGCUACCUUCAUGAGAUGAGUUACUCAAAGGCAGCCAUAUCAAUGAAAAACCCAUGCCAGGGUCAGUGAUAGCUCAUGAACACUAUAUCUCUAGACCUCCCUGCAUGACACUGAGGCAAGCUGACUGGUCAUUGAUAUAUGAUAUAUGAUGGAUAUGGAUAAUAUAUUGAGCAAAACAAGAGGACUCACACUAUCUUUUUAACAAGAACUCAUGCGGUAUUUUGGCUUUAGAAUGGAGAGAGAAUUUCCACUGUUAGGGGAUCUCAACCUAUUUUCCCUUAAGGCCUUCAACUGAUUAUGUGUUUUCUACCCAUUUGAUAGAGAUAAUUAGCUUUAUUCAAUGUGUGCUGUUUCAAUUGUUAAUCUUCUGUUAAAAAUACCUUCAUAGCAGCCAGGCUGUUUGUCCAAAUCGCUGGGUGCUGGGGGCCUGGUCAUUGGAAAAAUUAUUAGGAUUGUAGAGAUGGCUCACCAGUUAAGAUCGCUUGCUGUUCUUUCAGAGGUCAUGACCUCAAUUCCCAGCAUUCAAGCUGGGUAGCCAACAGGUAGGAGACAAUCUUUGUCAGCUAUACAUUUGAUAGAAGGUUAUUAUCAAGACUGUGUAAAGAACUAAAAAUCCAAAGAGCUAAGGAAACAAAAGACCCGAUUAAAAAUGAGCUAUGUAUCUGAAAAGAGAAUUCCAAGUAGAAGAAAUAAAAAGACUAAGAAAUUUCUCAAAAGUGCUUAUCAUCCUUGUCAACUAGAAAGUUGAAAGUUAAGAAAACUGAGUUUUUAUCUCACCCCAGUCAGAAUGGCUAAGAUCAACAAAAUAAGUGCCGGCAGAUCCUGGUGCGAAUGUAGGUGAGGGGAACCCUCAUUUACUGUUGAUGAGACUGCAGGGCCAGCUGGGUCCGCCACUCAGGAAAUUAGUGUGGAAAGUU